CGAACCCCUCGAGCGUCGACAGGUCGACUUUUUCUCUCUCUCAGUGAGGAGUCGCCGGCCUGGACGACCCUGAGAUUUGGCAGAGACAAGGGUCGCCGCAGUUCUUUUCACCAUUGACAAGCGAACCAGCUAAACAGGGAUCCAAUAUUGGCUUGAUCGUCAGUCUUGUCCCAUCCUGGCUAUCCAGUACCUCAUGGCCUUGCCCAACGUCAGGCACGCCCACGCCCGUCCGGUCAAGUCGCCCUUGGAAGGCUGCGCCCAGCAUCCCCGCGACGCACUUCCGUUGUCAGACUCACAACCACCGAGACAGACGGAGCGUGUCGUGCCCACCCAAGUUCGAAACCACGCUCACAGUGUCCACGCUUCCCUCCACCACUCCAACUCCAGCCUGCAUCCCACUGCUUCACAUCUUGAUCAUGAUCUUAUCGUGCAUAUUGCAGGUGUCAAUCCAACGCCCUUACCUUACCCACAUCAUUAUCAUUCCCACUCUUGCCCAAGCCCAACUGGCUCUAUCCUAGUCAACAAGAGCCAUGACGAUGUUCAAGUUCACCAGUGCCAGCACCAGUACCAGCGCCAGAACCACCUGACUCCUCACCCUCCUCACCCUCGCGCGCCGCUGCCACUCCGCAAGAAGCCCAAAUUAACCUCAAAUCCUAUUUCCAUCCCCAACUCAACCUCUUCACACAUGCACAAGUUCACCUCGAAUCCUCAACCACCAGUCCCUCUCCUAUCCAACAACCUUCCACUCCAACCACCUCCCUCACACAAGAACCUUCCGUCUCCUCCCAACCAAGACCACUCCUCCUCCCCUCACCCCUUGCAGCGAGCCAACACUGUCCCUUUACAACGCUCCCCUCAAAAGAAGAAGCCGCCCGCUUCGAAUUCUAGUCACGGAGUCGAGACUUCGUGUGGUCCUCCUGCGUCGUAUAGUACUCAACGCACUCUUUCUCAGGACCGCCCUCGUGUCGUCGAGCGCAACAGUACGCGACCAAGCUCAGGUUACACGGGUGCCCAAAGUGACGCGUCUUCUACCAAACCUCAUGACCGGCCUACAGCAACUGAUCUCUUCCCCUCACCCAUGUUCCCCGUGAAGCACGAAAACGCGACUCCUCCCAUCGCCGACUCCUCCCACGGCCAGCUGAAAACAGCCAGCUCCUCCAUCCCCCAGUUCGUAGAGUCGGUCCCAGCUCAGACUCCACUGACCCCCGUGUCAAUGAUGAGCAAAAGCAGCCCCAUGACCCAGGCCGACUCCACCAGUGCUGACGGAAACGACAACCUUGACGCCCAAGACCUAAAACCCACCAUCGCCGAGGAUGAUAGCAAAGGCUCGAGCAGUGAUGACCGCAAGAGUGAUGAUUUGUUUUUGAAUAUUGCCAAAGCAGACGCAAUUCGAGCGGGACCAGAUCACUUCCAACCCGACAAAAGACGCUCACGAAUAUCUCUCCCAUUCUUCACUAGCAAUCGACCCUCUACAAGCUUCAAAUCUUCUCCAGUACAGUCCCAAUUCGACACGGCCAGCCUUUCGGCUCGCUCUGAUGCCCUCAAUUACUACUCCAAAAGAGCGUCACUAGGCCAACAAGUCCCGGGAAGCCUUACACGAACACACCAACAGGAUGCCACUAUCCGUGGGCCCCAUAUCUCACUUACCCAGGAGACGCAAAGCAAUGCACCAAGUGAUUAUCCUCGCAGAGCCUUGUCUCGACGAUAUUCCAACGCCAACACAGAUUCAAGCAGGCCGCGUCCAUCCACCGCCCGCAACAGCCGACUAGUCUCAGACUCGACAUUUCUCGAUCGUUCACAUCCUCCCGACCACAAUGCCACCGAGUCCACCAUAUCCACCACCGCCCCAUCCACAGUUUGGGAUGAACUUGACGACUUGAAGUCGAGGAUUCGCAAGUUGGAGCUCACCGGCAAACUCCCACCGUCCUCAGCCGCCGCCAUGACGUCGUCGGAUCGACCAAAGACCGCCACCACCGCUGCCACAACUAUGUCAUCGUCUCCCAAGAACAAAGCUGCCGUGCCUGCUCUAACGUCUGCCAUUGAAGGUAUCCCGAGUCAGGUCCAUCCGCUGCUCCACGAGGCCUUGGCAAAUGCAAAGUCUUCUCUCAGCAGUGAAGUCUAUCAAAAGCUGCAGGCCACUGCUCAGGAUGCAUUACAAUUGUCAAUGAUGAUGACUUCAGAGGGGCACAGUGGGGGAGGUAGCACCAUUGGCGUUUCCUCCGCCACCGAACGACAAAUCCGUCGCCGCACCGAGAGCAUGUGCAGAAGUCUGACCGAGCUUGCUAUAGCCAUGUUGGCCGAUCAGAAGCCGGCAUCGGCACCUAUCACACGACCUGGCAGCAGAGACGCAUAUCAGGUCCAAGUUGGAGGGUUUCGAAAUCGAGGAUACAGCAAUGACGCGAGCGAAAGAGUACCAGUGAUCUCGAGGGUGCAUUCGCGACUCGACGGACGUCGGACUAGUAUACCGAUGGCGUCGAAUGUCAGCCACCAGCCAGCCGGAGAAACUAUUUAUCAGACUCCUCCUGCUGUUUCUGUUGUGAAUCAAGGCUCUGCCUCCUCCAGAAUUGGUCGAACAUCCACCUCUUUGCGGACCCGACGGAAUGGCUAUCUAGAUGGUGCUACCGACGAUGAAGAAGCGAGUCCAUCGGUGCGACCAGUCAGCCGGGCAAUGACCGAGCUGGGCGCAUAUCGUCAGUUGGCCCGAGACCGUGCAGCCUAUUCUCGAGAAUACACAGCACAACACCCACUUCCUUCCACACUCGAAACCCCUCCGGUCACACGCAGUACGAUGCCCACCAAUCUGUCCACCAACCUGAUAUCAAGACGGAAAUACGGUUCGCCCAGCAGCACCGUAGGAGCUCCCAACGCCGCGCCAUUGAAUGCAAAGGAGCCGUGGGGACGAAUCACCAUUGUUCCAGCGGUGUCAUCCAGUCCGAUCGAUGCUACUCCAGACGGCCAGGGCAAUGCACGGCCAUCCAACACAAGAAGAAGCCUGGGAUUCACGAGUAGGAUCAGCAGCGUGAGCAGCCGUCUGAGGGCAGUCAAGGCUGAAAGAAAUGGCGUGUCAGAUGGUCGAAGCACCCAAGAAAUGGCGCCAUCCGGUCAAGAGUACGAGAAUGUUGGGGCGGGGUGACCGGGGCCAGGGCAGAGGCCUGAGCCUUGAGCACGAGAUUUCAGGCGCUAUUGUAUCAUAAUGUACAAAGUUGCAGUUUUUGGUGAGAGGACGAGUUCUUCUCCAUGUUUUCGAUACCCCCAAAGCAAGGCGAGGCGUUUAAAGAUAAUGACGGGUCAUACCUCGAGAAAGCGUGAAACCAAGCAGCCUCGUCAGGCAAAGCGGGCCACUUUUUCUCCUCCGACCAGAUCGGAGUUUUCUUGGCGGAUUGUGUCCCUACAUUCUUGUACUUACAUUCCUGUCGGUAGUUGUUCAAGAUAGUGGUGUUAGUCUUGACCAUGUGUCCGUGUGGCUUUGAUUAGCCAUGGCUUGCAGAAUAUUGCAGAACGCCACCGUGCAUUAGAAAGUCGUCUGGCAAUGAACAAGACGAAGCUUAAAUAAAUGGCCU
This is a messenger RNA of Exophiala mesophila, 3560 nucleotides long. RefSeq lists its product as uncharacterized. The transcript has a single exon. Bases 194 to 3133 code for a protein of 979 amino acids. The record is from RefSeq and is a predicted model, not a curated record. NCBI's taxonomy places the organism in Eukaryota, Fungi, Ascomycota, Eurotiomycetes, Chaetothyriales, Herpotrichiellaceae.